AUUGAUAUCUCCGGGAUUUUCAAGAACAGUCGAAUGCAUUCAGAUGGACUCCAAUUCCUUACUCAAAGAUCAGAUACGCCACAAAUUGACAGAAGUUUCUUUGUCAUCUAAACACGUAAAAGAUGUGGCAUCGUUUCUACUGAUCCAGGCAGAGCAUUCGGACUUCAUCUCAAGCCAGUGGUUAGAAAUAUUUAAAGCUUGUAUGUUCUACACCUUCAUUUUAAUGCAUCGACUACAUAUCGUUCUUAUUUCAAUGGUUAUGACGUAUUUUCACAAUUAAUUGUACCAAGAUUACGCGUCUUUUUUUCUGGGUUUUAUUGGCUAAUCCCAUUUUUGAUCCGUUAAUUGUUUCUCCUCGUUAAUCCGAAUCCAUUUAACUAGUUUCACUUGCAUAGCCAAAAGGUGACUUGAUCCUUACAUACCUUAGAAAAAGUACUUGAUGUUGCAAUUCGUGUGAUCUAGUUUGUGAGUAAUUAUUGUUCUACAGUUGCCAUGUUGGUGAAAUGUCUUGUUCAUAAAAUCACUACAGAAAAAGUGAAAAAGUCUUAAUCUCAACUACUAGUUAUGUUUCAUGUAUUCUCCACUAUCCGUGACUUCUGUAGUUUACCGACCUCGCUCCACCCUAAUUUUCAAAUACAAACACAUGUGGUACUGAUCUUAGCACAUGUAUAUUGGCUAACAUUGGAAUGAGAGUAGGUAUUCAUUGCAAGAAAGUGGCCAGAUCAGUCUCGAGAAAUAAUCAUAGUUUACGGUUGCAUAUGUUAGAGAACAUGGCUCAACAUCGGUCAUAAUGUCUUAGGUAGAUUCACUUUUUGUCUUCCGAAUCCUGAAUAUAGCUUUGUUCUUUAGUUUUGUUCAUUUCAUAAAGUCCAUAUACGUUAUUCUCUUUCUGACUACCGUCCUGUUGACUUCCCUAGUAAGUAAUCCCAUACUCACAAUCCUAUCUGAGAAAUACACUGCAGAUUAGCGAAGAAAACUAGCCUCUACCUAAGAAUGAUGCUGGAAAUGAGUAGGCCAUACUUUACGCUAAUCAAACUGCAUUGCAAAGCAAGCCCUAACUUGUUAGUCUUCCUCUAGCUUUAUAUCUGCUUCCUUUGAGCACUAUGGUAGCUUCGAUAACUAAUUUUACUCCACAGACUUUUACUUAUCAAAACAAAGAAUGAUAAUACCACACAGUAAACUUGAAUGUUCUCGUGGUAAACUAACUCAUCUCUAGUAAAUGAAGGUCAUUUUCAUACUAUUCGGCUACCCAGUGGUAGUUUGUAAAACUAGGCUCAAAUCCAUUAUUGUUUAAUGAAGUAGGAUUUUAUCAUUGAGCUUUUGGACUAUUUUAAUAAGUAAAUACGAUGCGUUUGAUAGAUAAAAUGAAAUUUUUAUAUAUGUUUAAUCAACUGAUAGCUCUUUACGAGACCAAAUUGUUGGCGUAAGCCCCAGACCAAGCAGAAAUGAGAAGACAGCUACCAUACAAUAGUUACAGGGUAGGGGUAAAAUAGAAAACGACCAAAUUACCCCACGUUCACAUCUAAUAACUUAUUGCAUUUAGAUCAUCUGAACCCCAUAAAAAUGCCCAGUUAGGACUCUUAUAAGUGUUGUUAUCAUAGGAUAGUUUGAUUAUUUUAAUCUUAUUAUAGACUCCAAGUAGUAACCUCCAUUGAUUAAACGAUUACAACUCAUGGACACUAUGAGACUAUAAUUGAGUUGUUCAUGUGCUCGUUACACAACACUGACUAGCCAGUCAGUCUCGUUCGCGAACAACGUAGGAUCUAGUUUAAGUGAAAACCGAUUCCGGCUCCUGUAUUUCGCAUUAACACAAUAUUAGAAUAUCAAGACGAUGAAAUCCUAAAUAAAAAUAACAUUGAGUAUUGAUAUUAAUAUCUGUUGUUUUUAAUCAGUUUAUCAUGUAUAUUACGUCGUAAUAUGAUUAGUUUGGGUAAAAAAUGCAUUCUGUUUAUAAUCUUUCUGUUUUUUUCGUGCUAGCAAAUAAUCCAAGUUUUCAGUUAGCUCUACUUUACGUGGCAAAUGAAAUUCUUACUAAAAGUCCUAAAUAUGGUGUUUCUGAAUUCGGUGAAGCACUAAAACCCGUCGUAACUCAAGCAACACAAUUUCUAAAGUUAGUUUUGUUGUUUCUUAAAAUUGACUACAUAUGUUCAGACCUGGGCCAUUUAUAUCCAAGCUUACAAAGUUGAUUAAUUACUGGACCUAUCGUAAAGUCUUUGAUAUCAAGUUUACUGAACAACUUUUACAGAAAAUAAAUGCUACUGAACAAGCCGGUAAGAAAAAUAUAACUCCACCAUCACAUGAUAAUAAUGCAGAUAAUAUGGUUAAAAACUUCAAUGUAAGUAGUUAAGUUAACUACUUUAAAAUAUGUUUGCUUUUCUUUGAACCACGACAUAAUCUAACAUAGCCUAAACAAAGUAGCUGAUGACUAUUACUGAUUUACAAGAUGUUUAUUUCUUCCGUCUUUAUGACCACUUUGCAGAUCAAGCUCUCGAACUCCUUUGGGAACUUAAUUCAGGGGAUUUGAUCACCGAUUAGUAAACUGAUGUCAUGUUUGUUCAGUUCAUAAAAAUGGUUAAAUUCUAUCGAUCGAAUUACACUACAGAAACAAUAAUUUAAAUAUGCCUGAAAAGCUACUUGAUACGUUACGCAAGAUAAAACAACUAGAUGAAAUAUGUGAAUCACACGGAAAAUUUGAUAUUAGCCCACUUGGUUACGGUACAUCAAUCUCAUCAACUGUUAGUUCAUUAAAAAGUAAAGAAGAAAGUCGAUCAUUAACAGGCCAAGUUGAUAAGUGCUGUAAACAUUUAGAAUUUAUAUACAAGAAAUAUGAAGAACGCUUGGAACAUAUGAAUGCAUUGCAAAGUAUACUAGAAGGUGCAGAAAUUUAUUAUAAUGUACAACUAAAAGAAGUUGCUAUCGUUGUAAAUGCCUAUGGUACUUACGGAAAACGUGUUACAAAGACACUUUCUGAACUGCAUGAUUUAAUUCAUAGGGACCAUACUUCAUCAUCGUCAUCACCAUCUAGAACUACUACUACUACUACAUGUCAACCUGAUCAUAAUAAACAUUCAACAAAAUACAACAAAGAGAAUUCUUUGAAUGAAUCACGUUAUUCAUGUGAUGAAUAUUAUGGUGAUUUAAAUGAUGGAUUUACUCAUCAUGAUGAUGAUGAUGAUAAUGAUGGUGUUGGCGGUGACUUAGAAUAUCAUGAAGAUGUUGAUGAUGAUAAAGAAGAUGGUAGUAUCCACAAUAACAGCAAAAGUGAAAAAUCGAAUGCAAAAUUAUUGAAUAAAAAAGAGACCGAUUAUUCUUCGGAGAUCAUGAAUAGUCAAUCACCGAUUGAUAUAUCGUCAAAAAUAAUCACAGAUAAUUUAACUAAUCGAAUCAAUAAUCAAUCAAAAACAUUUCAAUCAAUGUGUAAGCCAACACCAUUUGGUUUUCCUAUUUUUCAACCAGUUUGUGAUGCUUCCGGUGAUGUAGAUUAUCGAGUAUUGUUAAAUCCGACAUUACCUAAAUUAGUUAAAACUGAUGAUGAUGAUGAUGAUAAUAAUAAUAAUUCCAGACCGGAAAUGAUCCCAACUUCAAAAUUACAAGAUCCAACAGUUAUUAAUCAUACCAAUUCUUCAGAAGUUAACCCUAUUAAUUCUUUAUCCAAUAUGCCUAAAAUGAAUCCUCAUGAUACUUGUGUUGUUGUUAAUGCCAACAAUUAUUCACAUAAAUUUAAAAGUUCACAUAAAACUGUUUACUCAACUUGUACCCGUUCAAAUAAUCAAAAUAAUAAAGAUACUGUGAAUGAUCAUCAUGAUAAGACUAUUAAUAAAACAAGUCAUACCGCUAUUGAUGAUGAAGAAGAUAAUAUGGAAGUAUCAGAUGGUGAAGAACCUUCUGAUAUAACAAAUGAAAAUAUACUGGAUAAAAAUGUAAAUCCAAAUGAUCAAUAUGAUAUAUGCUCACAACAAGAUAAAGAUUGGCGUAUAUUUACUGAAGUAAAAUGUAACGUAAUGAAACCAGUAAACUGCCUAACUGGAACAGUACCUGAUAAUAAUCCUACAAAUCCUACGAUAUCGCCCAACAAUCCAGUAGUAGGCUUGACCAUGCCAUCUGAAUCUUUUAUCCAACCAACUCUACCACGACCACCUACGUCUAUACGUAUCCCUCCUCCUCCGGCGCCCCCACCAUUUGUUGUUGGGGGAUUAGAUAGUCAGCAUUCUUUCAGUCCACCUCCUCCUCUUCCUUCAACAUUGAAUGAAUUAGCUUAUCAUCAGCAUCAUAUCCUGCCUGUGACCAAAUCUGACUCAUUCAUUCCACAACCUCCAGCACCACCACCAAUGUUAUUGAAUUUACAACAAAUCAAUACAAUUAUUACCAGUGGUGCUAGUAGCAGUAAUAGUGAUACUAGUAGUGAAUUAACAAAAUCUUCUGAACAGUCAUAUAUCAAUUCUUGUGAAACAAUUCAAUCGGAAAAAUUAUCAGCUAUUGAUAUUUUAAAAAAUCUAUGUCAAUCAUCAAAAUCAUCUUCAUCCUCAUCAUCAUCAUUCAAUUUGUCUUCUAAUUUUAUGACAACAUCAAUUGCUCCUUUUUCAUUGAUACCGCCAUCAAUAUCCACAUCAUCAUUAUCUGUUGAGAAUGACAUGAUCUCUUCAUUACCUAAUAGUAAUAUUCCACAUGGUAUAAUAAUGAAUUCAUUAAAUUCUAUUAAAAAUUUACCAAUUCUAAGUAAAUUGGAUUCAAUCGCAACUUCAACUUCUUCUUCGUCGUCGUCGUCUUCUUCUUCUUCUUCUUGUGAAUCAAAUAAUAAUCAAAAUGUAAAUAAGAAAUUAAUAGAAGAUCCAUUUGCUGUUAUUUCUCGUUUAACUGGAUUAUCAAAUUUAAUGAAAAACAUUCCAGCACAAUCGAAUCCUAUUACACUGUCAGUUACUUCCCCUGUUCCAUCCAGUAACCCUGUUCUGGAAUCUGUUCAUGAUACUACUAGUACUACUAUCACAACAACCACACCCACUACUGCCACUGAUUUAUGUUGGAAAACUAAUCAUCUAAUGAAUGAUCCAUUGCUAUUAUCAUCUAGCAAUAAUGAUUUUAAAUCAAUUGAUUGCAUUCAAGAAGCAAUAACAACCAAUGCAAUAAUAACAACAAAAACAACGAAUGCUCCUAACAAUUCAUAUAUUCCAUGUGUCAAACGAUCUAGAUUUUCAGAUGCUAUCAAUGUUGAAAAUAACAAUCAUACAACUGUUCCAUCAUCAUCAACCAUCAAUGUAUUAUCCACUACUAAUGUGACUAUUUUAUCUUGUACUACUCCUACGGCGACGACGACGACUAUCUCGUCAUCAUCUACCAGUUCUGAUCUACUACAUUGUUCAAUCGAUAAAAAAUCAUCAUCAUCAUCAUCUGUUUCCGAAACUUCAAUAAAUAAAGCUGCACAUUGUGAAAAUGAAGAACAACCCAAAUUCUCUGAUCUUGAUAAAAUUAACUCUAUGAAUAGUUGUAAUGAUAGUGAUAGUUCUCCAGGCGGUGGUGAUACACCUACAUUAGAUGAAAGACAAAAUGAUUUAUUAUUAUCGGAUAAUAAUGAUAAAGAUCGACCUCUGAUAUCAUUUCAUCCCUUUGGUACACCAUCAUCAAGUUUAGCUGAUUUUUUAAUUCCUAAUUCAUGUCAUGGAACGGAUCCAAAAUCUUUUCUAUCAAAUAUUUCACAAACUUCAAUUACUCCUUCACCUAUUCCAUCAUUAACAUCUGGUUAUAGAUUACCAUUUUGUAAUCUUUCAAAUUCUACUUCAAUUCCUAUUGUCAAUCCAAUAAAUAUACCUUCAACACAAUUAUCAAUGAUUCCACCAACUGUGCUGACAGCGAAUAAUAAUCCCAACUUACCUAUAUCGAAUUCACAGGUAGCUCCUGGACUGACUCAUUCAAACAUGAUGUUUUAUGAUCCAAUAACAAGAAUGCCUAUAACUCCUAGACCAUUAGUACCUGGACCUUUUAUGAUAUCACCUCAACAAACACGUCCAGUAGCAACAGUUCCAGCACAGAGUAAUUUACAAUUACCAACUACAUUAUUUCGUGGACAGAAUUGGUCACAAUCGUUAGUCAAUCAAACAACAUCGUUACAACGUCCUCCAUCUAAUGAUUUCUGGGCAUUGAUGAGCACAGUCCCUCCACCUCCUCCUCCACCCCCACCACCACCACAACAACCUCCAACUCUAACCCAACCACCUACACUCUCACCAUUUAACCAAACUCAAAUACGUCAACCAUUAGUUGGUGGGAUAGUGUUUAAUCCCAAUUCAUGGAUGUUCUCUUCACCUACUUCAACAAAUCGAGAUCAAAAAUAAUAUGAAUUACAACUAAUACUGUUUUGCACUCUCAUCCACUCAAUAUAUUAUACACAUCAUAAUUUACUCAUCAUUGUCUUCAGCCACUGUACAGGGAGACAAUUAUUAUUAUAAUGAUCAGAUUCCAAAACAAAACGAUUAUGUAACUAUGAUGCUCUCAACAACUCACAAUUGUUAUAGCCGCAACUAAGGCAUGUAUAUUUUGAUUAUUAUAUUCUUUUCAUUUUAACAAACAUAAUUUAGUUUUAAAAUAAUCCAUGUAUAUGAGAUGAAUAGGUUUGUGUGUGUGUGUGUGUUUGUUUAUGUAUCCAUGGGAUUUGAAUAGUUUUCCCACUUUGUUUUAUUCAAUCUAAAAAGUACACUUUUUAAAAAGAAAAAAAACCCAAUAUGUAUGUGUAUGUUUGUGAUUUUUCUUGUACAUUGAAUGCUUUUAAAAUGUAUUUUAUAUUAUGUAA
This is a messenger RNA of Schistosoma rodhaini, 6781 nucleotides long. The record is from the annotation of a GenBank genome assembly. NCBI's taxonomy places the organism in Eukaryota, Metazoa, Platyhelminthes, Trematoda, Strigeidida, Schistosomatidae.